Ornithodoros turicata is the source of this 2706-nucleotide messenger RNA. RefSeq lists its product as uncharacterized. The transcript is spliced from 11 exons. Gene Ontology annotation, cellular component: plasma membrane. NCBI's taxonomy places the organism in Eukaryota, Metazoa, Arthropoda, Arachnida, Ixodida, Argasidae. Gene Ontology annotation, molecular function: protein binding; G protein-coupled peptide receptor activity. Gene Ontology annotation, biological process: adenylate cyclase-activating G protein-coupled receptor signaling pathway; activation of adenylate cyclase activity; hormone-mediated signaling pathway. Bases 1 to 2706 code for a protein of 901 amino acids. The record is from RefSeq and is a predicted model, not a curated record.
AUGUCGGGACGCAGGCUCCGAGAGCGUUGUACGAUUCUCCGACGCUUCCUUGUGAUCGUGGCGUGGUCGUGCGCGUCGGAAACCUCAGCGGAUGUGGAGCGACGGUUCCCUCCGCUACUACAUCCCUUUAACGACGUGGAAGCGCAACAGGUGGGACGAGAUCCACAAGUUUCUGCAUACCCUCGAAACUUCGAAGUUGUUGGUGUGUCGUCAAAGCGCAAGGGGGUGCAAGAAGGAGUUACAGGAGACCCCGCAGUGACAAUGGAUGAAGAUAAACCCAAAGGCAACCUCGCCAUACGUCUUUUCCUUACUCUUCGAGGCUCUGCACAUAGAGGUUCUUCUAACCAGGAUGCUCCCUUGCUUGGAUACAAGUCCCUGCAAAGUCAUCCCAGGCAAGCGACGCACAGAGCAACUAAUGGUGCGAAGUUGAGCUCGCUUUUCGCAAAUUCUCAUACGAUCUUUUCGGAGACAUCGAGACAUAUGUCAUACAAUGUGGCACAUCGUGAUUCAGCUGACAGAUCAUCGAAUAUUGGUGUUGAGAGAAAUGCAUUAAAGUCACUGGAAAAGAACUCGAAGGACGCAAAGAUUUCAAACCCGAAGACACGCGCAAACGCUUUAGGAUAUGUGGAUACGUUGAGUCAAACGGCUAACUCAUUGCUUCACAGGACUGAUCACCACGUGAGACAAAGAUGGGAGCGAAAAGUGCACUGCUGCGACAAUGUUUCACUUCCACUGUCUUCGAUGGGGCCCUUGAGAAGUGUCGUCAGGAAUUACGUCACACCACGACCUCCCGCUCUAACACGCGUUAAACGUCAAAGCAGAAACUGUCACGUGUCACCCGGGGGAUGUCUCUAUGGUAAUCAAGAUUCAUUCAUGGAUACAUCGAAUAAGAAAUGCAGGACUGUCGACGUGGUUACGAUGUUUGAGGGCCAACGUCAACAAGAUAAGAAAGAUGACGAGCUGAAGAGGUCAUCUACACAAGAUAUUCGAGCUUCUUUCCCUCGAAACUCGCUGCAGUCACCGCAGCCUCUUGUUUCUGCAGAAGUCGCUUCGAAAGAUUAUGGGCACUAUAAUGUUUCUUACGCUUCAACAACUGUGAAGCAAAAGAACAGAAACAUAGCCUCAGACCGUGCAACGCUCAAUUUAUUCCUUCGGGCAGCUCGUGACUUAAAAGGCUGGAAUAAUCAGAUUUUGAGAAAUGGCCGAAACGAAAAACGUCCACAACCCGAAGAAAAAGGGACAAGAAAGCGGGGGGCUUUAUGGAAUGAAGCCUCAGACCUUCUUCGGGAUGUGCCAGUGUCAAGGGGGCGACGUGAGAGACGAGACGACGUCCCAGGGAAGUCAUCGUCGACGGGGACGGAGCCGCCGUUGCCCUUACCCUUUACAGAGUCAGCGCGCGUGGAAGGUUGUCGCUGCAAACUAGCGACCAACUUUGGUGCGAACCUUAACGGUUCUGUGAACUGUCGCUGCGUCGGAGACUCGGUGGACAGGAUUCCAGCAGACUUGGGUCCUAACGUCACAAAGCUGACACUGGAAUGGGCGCCGAUUCAAGUCGUCCGCCGUGGUGCUCUUGCGGCCUAUCAACAGUCCCUGGAAGCGCUUCACCUGUACGCCGUCAUGCUGCUACAACAGUUGGAACCAGGAUGUUUCGACAAUCUCACUCUUCUGCGUGAAAUAUCAAUCCAGAAGGCACCCUGCCUGGCAUACAUAGCCGCGGGGGUCCUCAGCGGGCUCCCCAAUCUUCGUGUGCUACGAAUCACCCACUCCAGUCUGGAGAGCGUUCCUAGCAUGCACCAGUUGAAGUCUCAUAAUUACGUCAGCAUGCUGGAUUUUGACAGCAACAGAAUCAACGUGCUGGAAACCGGAUGCAUGGCGGUGAAAGCUGGUACGGUUAUCCUGAAUCACAACGCUAUACGGGUAAUUCGUGCGUACGCUUUCAACGGCUCAGCGAUAGCUGAAUUGCAGCUGCGCGGAAAUCGUCGUCUGACGAACAUAGAGGAGGAAGCUUUCGUCGGUCUUUCGAAUCUCAUCAGGCUGGACCUAUCUGAAACACGACUGAAAGAGCUCCCUACCCUCGGUUUGGAAGGCAUCGAGGUCCUCGAACUCCGUGAUGUCCCAACUCUAGAACGUUUCCCAUCCGUGUACCACUUCCGUUUCAUCCGGGAGGCUCAUCUCACCUACCCGUACCACUGCUGCGCCUUCCAGUUCCCCGAGGCUCACAAUCCUGAGGAGCAUCAACGCUUCCAGCAGAGCUGCCAGAAGCAAGGCUCAUCAACGGAGAAUGAAGCGCACAACUAUGCCACGCACAAGUUGGUGUACAGGAAGACGAGAGCUUUGGACAAGGUCAGUCAAGGCCUUGCUUCCAUUGGUCGCACUGUGCUGGAAGGAAUGGGGUACAUCUUCCGAAGAAGAAGCCGCGACGUAGGCCAGGCUGAACACGGGUUUGGUGGCGUGCAACAAGGCCCCGCGAUGUGCCUUUGCCUCAGGCCCCGCACAUCCCUAGCACCGGCCCUGUGUGGGAGCUAUUUGAGUCUCAACCUGACGGCUUUGCAGCUGCUGGUGUCGAUGGCAAUGGCGCUGAUGUGGACGAUGCAGACCGUCACGAUCUACAACAUGGCGGCAAAUACGCCAACGACAGUAGCGAGUCGCCUUACAGGAAAAAAAUUCCCUGGCGAUUUAGCGGUAAAUGCGAGAGAAAUUUCUUAG